AUGCCUGUGUCAACUGCGGUGCACUUAGCAGCGCACUGCUCCGAAACCCAAGCCACAUCAUUCACCUCUAUCCGCCUUCCACUGGCCGCAAUGUUCAGCGAAGUUUCUCCUGAGAGGAGCGCAUCUUAUAAACUCACAUUAGAUUCUGAUAGGCCGUGUCUGGAAUCGAAAGCCGAUGUUGAACAGAAGGUGAUCACCAGUCGCUCACGAGAAAUACGAGCAAUCGAGGCGCUAGUUCUAAAUAGAACCACGAACACAAAGCCAGAGACAUUCCAUAAUAUAGACAUACUUUACAACAAUGCUCAUGACCAGUUAUUCGCGGCAAUCGAUGAAUUAAGUUCAAUUCGCGUGAAAAUUCAAGAGGUACAACUUGCACUGUCCUCUUUGUUCGACCUAGUAGCGCUUCUGUUGAGUCUCGACGGUACAGAAAUCGUUCUCAAUGGCCACUUCAUUACGGAUACAACCCAGAGUGUACAGGAACGCAUUUUGUGGGCGUCAGAACUCUCCAGUGAUCCAUCUCAUGCUGUUGCUGUGUUGUGCCAACGGCCACGGAAACAGCUAUCACAAAUUAAGGAGGAUGAAAACGAAGCCAAUGAUCUCGACAAUUUAUACGAGAAAGAAAUCAAAUCUUAA
This is a messenger RNA of Angiostrongylus costaricensis, 633 nucleotides long. NCBI's taxonomy places the organism in Eukaryota, Metazoa, Nematoda, Chromadorea, Rhabditida, Metastrongylidae. The record is from the annotation of a GenBank genome assembly.